Molecule: messenger RNA, 1305 nt
Organism: Nipponia nippon (crested ibis)
Lineage: Eukaryota; Metazoa; Chordata; Aves; Pelecaniformes; Threskiornithidae
Source: RefSeq, a predicted model, not a curated record
UGGUUUGGCAUGGACAUUGGGGGAACUUUGGUGAAACUUGCAUAUUUUGAACCUAUUGAUAUCACUGCAGAGGAGGAGCAGGAGGAAGUUGAAAGCUUGAAGAGCAUCCGCAAAUACCUGACUUCCAAUGUAGCCUAUGGAUCCACUGGCAUUCGAGAUGUCCACCUUGAGCUGAAAGACUUAACGAUUUUUGCUCGAAGAGGAAACUUGCACUUUAUUCGAUUCCCAACUCAUGAUUUGCCUACUUUUAUCCAAAUGGGAAGAAAUAAAAACUUUUCAACACUACAUACGGUGCUCUGUGCUACCGGCGGUGGCGCUUACAAGUUUGAAGAAGACUUUCGCACAAUUGGAAACCUCCAGCUGCACAAACUGGAUGAGCUUGACUGCCUUGUCAAAGGCUUAUUGUACAUAGACUCUGUCAGCUUCAAUGGCCAGGCAGAGUGCUAUUAUUUUGAAAAUGCCUCAGAUCCUGAGAGAUGCCAAAAGAUGCCUUUUAACCUGGACGAUCCAUACCCAUUGCUGGUUGUUAACAUUGGUUCAGGAGUCAGUAUUUUGUCAGUCCAUUCCAAAGACAACUAUAAAAGAGUAACUGGAACAAGUCUAGGUGGAGGGACCUUUCUUGGUUUAUGCAGUUUGUUGACGGGCUGUGAAAGUUUUGAAGAAGCUCUGGAAAUGGCAUCCAAAGGAGACAGCACACAUGCUGACAAGCUGGUUCGAGAUAUUUAUGGAGGAGACUAUGAAAGAUUUGGCUUGCCAGGAUGGGCUGUAGCAUCCAGUUUUGGGAAUAUGAUCUACAAAGAGAAGAGAGAGUCUGUUAGUAAAGAAGAUCUUGCAAGAGCCAUAUUGGUCACCAUCACCAAUAACAUUGGGUCUAUUGCCCGGAUGUGUGCAGUAAACGAGAAAAUAAACAGAGUUGUGUUUGUUGGCAAUUUUUUACGUGUGAAUACUUUGUCAAUGAAGCUUCUUGCGUAUGCACUGGAUUACUGGUCAAAAGGCCAGCUGAAGGCCUUGUUCCUAGAACAUGAGGGAUACUUUGGAGCUGUUGGUGCUCUUCUUGGGCUGCCAAAUUUCAGUUGAGAUAAGAGAUGUCGCUACACUGAACUAUUUUCCACCUGAAUGACACUUGUUUAUGGCAAUGGGAACUAAGUUUGGGGAGGGGAGAAGAAAAUAGCAGAUUUUCUGUGACUGUUUUUAAGACGUGAUUAGCUACUGACUAUUGCCGUUAUAAGAAAGGGGGUUUCGCUCUGUCGGGCAUUGAAAAGUGAACUGUUUGGGGAUGGUGUUUAUGUUCUUUGGUACAUGUAG